AGUUGUACCCGGCCAGGGCGGGGCGGGCGUUGCUGGGAGGCGGAGGGUUGCGCGGCCGCGAGUCCUGAGUGAUCGCGAGCACGUGUGCGUGCGCGUGUUUAUCUGAGGGUCGUGCAGCCGCCGCCCCUUCUUCGUCCUUUUCCUGGUUCCACUGCCUAAGGGUGGGAAACCGGCGCCAGAGGCGGCACAGUUGGCCCGCAGCCGGCCCGCUCUUCCCCGCCCAGCCUGCGCCCCCAAAGCGCCCCCUUUCUCCGUCCUCACAAAGGGGACUAGUCCGCCCGCCCCCGGCCCUGGCCUUGAGGGAGCGCUGUGGGGGCGGGCUGCCUUCUGCCUGGAAGUGUUGGGCAGGUAGUGGGAGAGCUUCAGGCUUGAACAACAGGAUUUUAAAGCACGUGUCUGUCUGUCGUUUUUUACUUUUAGGGUUUUGGCCAAAUUGGGCGAGGGCACAUAAUAACCACUUACCCCUUCUCACCGAGGAAGAGCGGGAGAAAGGGUGAAAAUAUUUUUGCAUUUCUUUGUUGGUAUUCUCAGCCGCCUUUAACAGUGGAAAGUCUUGAAGCCACCAAAUGAGACUUUUGCUUUAAUUGGGAGAAAACUUGCUCUUGGUUGGAUCAAAACCUUCAUUACUGGGGAAAAUUGUAUAUGAACCAGCGUAGCUUUCACAUAAUACUGAUGUCAUUUUCCUACAUAUGAGCUAAUUUACAUUAAGAAAUAUCUACUGUAGCAGAAUAGACUGUAAUGUUAAUUUUGUUUUAGUAUAUAAAGAUACUAAAUACCUAUUUCUGAAGAUUUAAUUAAUAUGGAAAAAUAUAAAAACUAAAGUAAAAUUCCUUUGAUUGCAAAUAAAUACUGUCAUCAUUUUGGUUUAUGUUCUUAUUACUUGACCUCUUUCUAUGAUGAUAAUGGUAAUAAGGAUGACAAUGAGGAUGAUGCUGUGUGUGUAUAAAAUUUCACAUAAAUGGGUUCAUAUUAUACAUGCAAUCUUCCAACUUUUUUGGAAACAGAAUCUCAAGCAAUAUAACUAUAUAUUGUCCUUUUUAAUGAUUGCAAAUUAUUCUACUGUAUGCAUGCCAUGAUUUAUUUACAUAUUUGUGGACAUUUGGUUGUUUUCAGUUAUUCACUGUAAUAAAAAUGGUAUAUUGAAAAUCCUUGAUCAUAUCUUUGCAUCCAUAAAAGAAAUUCUGGGAUGGUGUUUCUGCAUCAGAAGGUGUAUUCAUGUAACAUUUUGGCACAUAUUGCCAUAUUAUAUUUGUCAGUUUGAUAGACUAAAGUGAUACUUUGUUUUUAUUUAUAUUCAUUUUAUUAUUAGCGUGUUUGCAUGUCUUUUUAUGUCUUUGUAUACUGUCCAUAUUUUGUUUCAGUGAAAUACUUUUCAUAAAUUUUAUUCCCCUUUCUCUCAGAACUUUUGUCUUUUUUCUUACACUGUAUAAGAAUUGUGGGCGUGGGGAAGAACAAAAAUUAAAAAAAAAUUGUAUAAUUUUAGAGAUAUUGAGCCUUCAUGAUUAAUAAAUGUUAUAAUUUUUUAUAUCCUGCUGAUUGUCUUUAAACCUUAUUUAUGGUAUGUUUUGAUUUUUUGUAAUGAGAUCUAUCGGUAUUUGUCCUUUAUGUUUUUGGGGUUUUGUAAAAUGUUCAGAAAGGCCUCUUUCCAAACUUAAAAGACUGUUGCCUUUAUUUUCUUUUAUAUUUUUAUAUUUCUAUUUGUUACAUUUAAUGUUUGACUUAUCUGGAAUUAAUUUUCUUAUAAUGAAUUUAAUAAAUAUCCACCUUUGAUUUUAUUCUCCCUCCAAAUUGUAGCUAGUUGUUUCAACAUAACUUGUUAAUUCAACUUCUUCUCUUCCCAAUAUGAAUGUCAACUUAAUCAAAUACCAAAUUUCUUUGUGUCCUUGGAUAUUUUUGUGCAUUUAGUAUUGUAUUAGUUAUUUCUGCAAAACAACCACCAAAAUCGGUGGCUUAACAUAUUUAUUAUCCCACACAGUUUCCAUGAGUCAUCAGAAAUUUAGGAGUCGCUCAGCUUUGUAGUUUAGAUUCAGUGUUUCUCUUAAGGUUGAAGUUAAGAUUUCAUCUCUAGCCACAGUCAUUAAAAGGCUUAAUGGAGGCUGGAGAGACUGCCUUGAAAGUGGCUCACUUGCUGGGUGGUGAGUGGGUGUGGUUGUUGGUUCAGUUCCUCUCCAUGGACUUCUGCCAGGGCCAGCUUCUCUCAUGAUCGGGUGAGCUGGUUUGCCUAAAAGUAAUGACCUGAGAGAGAGGAGAAAGAGCCUGGGAGAAGCUAUUCUUUUUACAACGAGCCUCAGAAGUCACAUACCAUCACUUAUGUCACAUUUUGUUUGCGAGAAGCAGGUCACUAAGUCCGACUCGUGCUUAAGGGAAGGGGAAUUAGGUUUCACAUUAUGAAGAAUGUACCUGUUAAAUAAUUAGUAAACAUUUUGAAACUACUUCCGCUUCCUUUGGUUUCAUUUCUAUAUUUGUCUGCUUCUGCGCUAAUAUCAUACCUUUUAAUACAUUGCUUCUUUUAAAGAGUCUUAUAUCAAACUAAUAGGAUGUCACAUAAUGCCAUGCUCUACUGUGUUUGGCAGCUGUUAGCUUUUACUGGUCAAGUAUCUGAAAGUAGAUAUACCAAAUAAUAUUGAUAAUAAGCUGGUGACAUUUUAGGUUGCUUUCUUUCUCCAAUUUCUCAUGCUUCUUUGGAAUCAUGUAGUAAAGAUCAUUGUAUUUCAUUGCAGAUGCCUGCCUAUAACACAUUUAAAAAAAUUGUUUUAUACUAUUUCAUGCUUCCAUGAGUAAUUUUGAAUGUUUUGAUUGGCAGAUACAUAGUAACUUAAGGGUAUUACAUGUUGAUUAAAUUUCACAGGUAUCUUAAAAACAGUGUCUCUAAUUUAUAGGCAAGUAUGCAAAAAUCAAAACAAGGCAUGUAAGUGUGGAGAAUAAUCUAAAUAAGAUCACAGUUCCAUAUGCUGCAAUACUCACCAGAGGCUCAUUAUAAUCCCUGGACUUUUUGUGCAGCAGACACCUGAGUCUGGGUAGUGCUGCGCUCCAUCUGCCUUUAUCUCCAGGGCACUCAGGAUAAGCUGCUUUGUACUCUGACCUCUUGGCUGUUUUUAUUUAUACAUUUAUUUUUCCUUUUUUUUUUGAACAUAUGCUACCAACUUGGCGUUUGUUGCCAUUUCAACAAGUGUGUAUAUGUAUUUGUGUGUACACUUAUAAGCUAAAAGGACCAUAAGCACUCAUUCCAAAGGAGUUUAUUUUUGUUGCUUUCAUCUUAAAUUGCAUAAAUCUUUUCCUCUGGCUUGCAUCUUCAGGACCGAGCCUGCACCAUUGCUGUUUGAGCUCCCCAUGGACUUGCAGCUGCCAUACAUGGGCUGCAGGCACCCUUCCAAAUCUUUAAGCUGUAAUCUGAACAGAUUUUAUUUUUGACAGACUAAUCAGAGCCUCAAUGUGCUUCCCUGAUGGGGGAGCCUGUGUUUCUAAUUUUUUGUAUUUAUCAUUUUGUAAAGAGUAGUAAUAGUCCCUGGGCUAGCUAUAAGUUUGCAGGUUAAAUUGUAUUUUUCAUUCCUACUUUUUUGUGACUUUCUCUUUCCAUCUUUGUCCCUUGGGGUCUAGUGGCCUGGUUGUUUUGAGAAGCCCUCCUUCUCCUUACUGCCAACCCUGAAAAGCCAUGUUGUAGGUAUGAUUUGAGUUGAUGUGGCAUUCUAAAGGCAUUUGCAUUCUAAAGAAAGCAAUAUAUUUGAGGCAUGAAGGGUAGGGAUCAGGACACCAUUUUCAUGAGACCCAGAAACCAAGUUCUUUAAAACAGUUUUUCAAUUUUGCUUAUUGUUAAGCCUUAAUAAGACCCUUGUGCCAUUCUAAAAUAAGACAGAAGUAGGGCUGCUAUGUAAGAGGACUGAAUAUGAAGCAAUGUUAGAUAAUAGGAAAAAAUGUGAGGUAGCAAAGUAGACAAGGAACAGCAAAGCUUGAUACUUGGAUGACUGCUUCAGAAACUGGCUGUCACAUGGUUGCUAGUGAUAUUUUUCCAUUAUUCAUGUUAUUGCCUAAUGCCCACUUUCUAACAUUUUGUUUAUUUUGUACAUUUCUUUUUUUUAGGUUCUGAGUGUUACUAACUUUUUCUUAUUUCCCCUGUCUUACUUCUUCUAAGUUUUGAUUUUCGAAAGGUUCUUGAGAUUUUUUUUCUAAAAAGAAUGCUUUUUCCAUUUAUAGGCUUUCUUAAUUUUUUUAAAGCCGAUUUUGAACACAGCCCAAAUGUCAACUAAUGCAGUAUUUUCUUCUUAGCUACUCAGUAUGGCACAGUCGCAAGCGUGGGUGAAAAGAUACCUCAAGGCCUUUUGUAAAGGCUUCUUUGUGGCAGUGCCUGUGGCAGUGACUUUCUUGGAUCGGGUCGCCUGUGUGGCAAGAGUGGAAGGAGCAUCAAUGCAGCCUUCUUUGAAUCCUGGGGGGAGCCAGUCAUCUGAUGUGGUGCUUUUGAACCACUGGAAAGUGAGGAAUUUUGAAGUACACCGUGGUGACAUUGUAUCAUUGGUGUCUCCUAAAAACCCAGAACAGAAGAUCAUUAAGAGAGUGAUUGCUCUUGAAGGAGAUAUUGUCAGGUUUCUCUGGGACUUCUGCAUGCCCAUGCCACACAUAUCCUGUGGCCCCCAGAGCGCUGGCAGAAAUUGGAAUCUGUUCUUCCUCCAGAGCGCUUACCAGUACGGAUUCAAGAGGAUUGACUGCAUGGAUCUACCUGAGUUGCUGGCAAUGGGAGGCCAGUUGCUGGAGAGGAAUGGAAAAAAGAAACCUCCAAAAGGGAAAAACUUCCAACCAUACGCUGCUGUGCAAGAAUUAUUUAUAGCACAUUAGGAUGAUCUGUAUUAUUAAAUAAAUAGUUUUCAAACAUUAAACAGUAUUAAAUGGCACCUGUUUUGUGUUAAAUUGUAGUAACCUGUUGUUUAAUGCUCCCAAAAUAUGCAGACCUUAGGGAAUAUAAAAACAUUGUACCCACAUGUCUUAAUGGGGCUAAAUUUCAGAUUAUUUGUUACCUAUACUUAUUAUAUUGAUUGUUGGGUUUUGAUUCUGGUGCUUGCUGCUGAAAUAAAUUGAAAAUUAAUAUUCAAUAAAAAUGA
Messenger RNA from Sapajus apella (tufted capuchin), 5090 nucleotides. RefSeq names its product inner mitochondrial membrane peptidase subunit 2 (gene IMMP2L). NCBI's taxonomy places the organism in Eukaryota, Metazoa, Chordata, Mammalia, Primates, Cebidae. Bases 4273 to 4827 code for a protein of 184 amino acids. Gene Ontology annotation, molecular function: serine-type endopeptidase activity. Gene Ontology annotation, cellular component: membrane; mitochondrial inner membrane peptidase complex. Gene Ontology annotation, biological process: mitochondrial respiratory chain complex assembly. The transcript is spliced from 6 exons. The record is from RefSeq and is a predicted model, not a curated record.